AUGCGUCAACUAUUUGAUUUACAAGCUGUUGUUAUAUACGGAUGGGGAGCGCUCGCAGCCCAGAGCUCUUCUGCCAACCACACAGAACUCGAAACCUGCCUUUCGUCUCUCUCCUUCCCUGUAGUCCUCCCCACUUCCCCCGACUAUGCCCUAGCAUCAAGAGCCUACAAUCGGCGGCUCUCCUACCACCCCUCUGCCAUCGUCUACCCGUCCACACCAGCCCAAGUCUCCCAGUCGAUCCUCUGCGCCUCCCGCUCCCGCACACCGGUGGUCGCAAGGUCGGGGGGGCACAGCGCGGCUGCCUUCUCGCUUGGAGGGAAAGACGGGAGCUUGGUGGUCGAUCUGGCUGGGCUGUAUGGGGUGGUCUGGGAGGACGAAGAGGGGCUGAGGGUAAGGGUUGGGACGGGGCUGAGGCUGAAAGGGCUGGGUAAGGCGCUGAGGAAGAAGGGCAGAGCGCUCCCUCACGGCACUUGCCCUUCUGUCGGAGUUGGGGGACAUGCGGCGUUUGGAGGAUUUGGAUUCACCUCGCGAGAAUGGGGGUUGUUGCUGGACAGGAUCGUCGAGGCUGAAGUUGUGCUCGCUGAUGAAAGACUCGUCAACGCCAGCUUGGAGGAGAAUGAAGAUUUAUUCUGGGCUGUCCGAGGAUCUGCACCGUCCUUUGGCAUCGUCACCUCCUACACGUUCUCCACUCUCCCAGUACUGUACACAACUAUCAAACCGCCCGUAACCACCGCCUACUCGUACGUCUUCGCCGGCAACGCCUCCUCCGCAGCACAGUGUUUCCUCGCCUUCCAGGACUUCGCAUCCAACCAUGCACCUCCGCCAUUAGGCAUGCAGUUUUCCCUCAUCCCCGACCAAACAUACGAGCUAUUCGGCUCCUACACCGGCCCUCUCUCCUCAUUCGAGGAUAUCUUCCUCCCCCUCGUAAGGGAAUGCGAGUCUACCUCUGACCAGGACUCAGGCACGCACGCCUGGGCCCAGGAAUUGGGCUGGGAAGCACACCUCGUCUCCCAAGCCGGUACACCCCCGCGCGUAGCAGACUGCUUCUACGCCAAGUCGCUCAUGACCUCUGACCGUACCCUUCUCUCUAGCGAAACAGUAGAGCGGUUCAUGCAUCACUUGUGGGACGAGACUCCAAAGGUCCGGUUGGCGUGGUUCGUAGAGGUGGACGUGUAUGGCGGGAAGGGGUCGGCGAUCAACGGCCUUCCGGCUGGGGGGCGUGCAUUCAGGUAUAGGGAUAGGCUGCUGGGUUUCCAUGUCAAGGCCAGCUCGAGGGACCUGCGACCUCCCUACCCUGCCGAGGAGAUACCGUUUGUUGAAGGCCUGGCGCGCGCACUGAGUGAAGGAGAGGAAGGCGCGAGCUUUAAGGCGUAUGGGAGUUAUGUGGAUCCUAGGCUGGAGGAGUGGGAGGAGAUGUAUUACGGAGAAGAGAUUUAUGGGAGACUGAGAGUGUUGAAGGAACUUUGGGACCCGACAGGAUUGUUUGGGUUCCCGCAGGCAAUUGCAGGGGAUGGGAAGGUAGGAAGAACGAGGGAUGAGCUGUAG
This is a messenger RNA of Dacryopinax primogenitus, 1545 nucleotides long. RefSeq names its product FAD-binding domain-containing protein. The transcript has 4 exons. The record is from RefSeq and is a predicted model, not a curated record. Gene Ontology annotation, molecular function: oxidoreductase activity; FAD binding. The coding region runs from base 1 to 1545 and encodes 514 amino acids. Lineage: Eukaryota; Fungi; Basidiomycota; Dacrymycetes; Dacrymycetales; Dacrymycetaceae.